Molecule: messenger RNA, 3495 nt
Organism: Blumeria graminis f. sp. triticale
Lineage: Eukaryota; Fungi; Ascomycota; Leotiomycetes; Helotiales; Erysiphaceae
Source: the annotation of a GenBank genome assembly
AUGUCAAAUACGUAUGGAACAUUGAAUGAAGAUAAUUCUCUGCACAGACAUUCGAGGGAUGGUGAAGAAAGUCCCAUCAUUGGGCCUCUACGAAUCCGUAAAGGAAAUGAAAUUCAUCAUCGAAAAAAUAAGUCAUCCAUUACGGCCUCUCAGAGAAGCCUAAAUUCGAUAGAGUCAUCAAAUUCAGGCGCCCAAGAAAUAAACAAGCUACAUCGGCCCGAUGAUCUCAGCAUGUAUUCAUUCGAAGGAUCGGACGGUAAACUUCAAAGUUCCAGACAGCUAGGGAAUCAAGAUCACGAGGGGCCAACAGAUACCGUACAGAAAUUUUCGUCUCGUGCCAACGAUGUCGCCCUAAACCUAUCGCCUGAUCUCGAGAAAAAAAGUCUCAAUCUAGCAACAAGACGAGGAUCCAGAGUAUUACCGAUAACUGAACAGUCCGGCUCAAAAAGAUUUGACCAUGAAGUUCUUCCAGCCAAGCAGUUUAGCAGAGAUACCAAACAUCUCAACCAAAAAUACAAGUAUCCUGAACUUAGCAAACCUCGUCAGACUCCUUUAGAGCGUCUCAACCCUACCAACAGCCCCAAUCAUACAACUGCGACGACAAAGGGAAUGAAGCGAUUUUCAUCCGCAGCUUCUAUCUCGACAACACGCGCCUCGAGAGGAUCGCCGCCUCCACCAGAAACACCGAUGACAGACUCGUACGAGCUAUCAUCCCCCAAAAAUCUGCAAGGAUGGUCGGGAUCUAUUACCCGUGAUAGGUCGCAAACUAUGACUACGGCGCAAAGCUUAAAUUACACACCGGCAAAAUUUACCCAAGUCCCUAAACCUAUGGAUUCUGUCUCUGCUCAGAUUGGCGAUACUAGACCAUGGACGCCGACGGAAUCGGAGAAUAGUAAACUCCAUAGUUCUCAGACUGUGUAUCAGGGAUCUAGCCGUUUCGCGCGUUCUCAGUCAUCUAAAGAAGGUGGAAGAUCACAGUUACUUGAGCAAGAGUUGCAGCAAAUGCAUCUAUCAUAUUCUCCACCACCGGCAUACUCCAGUGUCUCUUUGAGAGCUAGUGAAAAUAUGCAACAAAUUUCUUGUAAUGAAAAACGAAUUAGACCUCCAGCUACAACCCAUGUAGUCCCCAAGCCCAGUAUCAUAUCUCCUCCCAACACCCCUGGAAUACAGUAUCCAGGCCAUCCUGCCUUUUCUAAUGAUGCACGGCGAGAGAAUUUAAAUUUGCGGUCAGCUGCACAAAUGAUUCCAGCUCAAAAGCUCCAAAAUGCGCAGCCAUCGCAAGAUGCUGGACCGAGUUCCCCGCCUCCCUUGCCAGAGGGAUGGAUCUCGCACCUAGAUCAAAACUCAGGGCAUUAUUACUAUAUACAUCUGCCGACGCGAGCAACACAGUGGGAGUUCCCUAAAGGCCCAACUCCGCUUAACCAUGACGUACCUCCAUUCCCUCCAAAUCUAUCCACGUACGGCAACCCCCUUUCAUCUCCUCGGCUUGGUACAUUUAUUAAAACUCCUCUUGCAUCUCCUGGAUUUUCUCCUUGUACCCCAGGCUAUACUGACAGUACCAUGAGUGUUGGCUCCCACAAUUCCAUGAUGGCUGGAUAUUCAGGACCCCCACCAAGUUCUGGAGUUGAUAUGUAUAAAAUAGCGCCAACAAAUGGUGUUUAUUUUGGGCCAUACCUUAGAUAUAUAAAUAUGAACAUUGAAAGAGGUAUUUGGCUCGGAUCAAUUAUGCUUGUGACAGAUGCAGGACAGCCUCCAACAAUUCAUAUCCAUCAGAGUGUUGAUUUAUCUCCGAAUCCACGGCAACUUGUUCCAAAUCCUAUUUCGACACAUCAAAGAUGGACAUUUUAUCGAUAUGAUGUGGAUCUUCAAAUGAGCGAUAGUGUAACUAGUCAGUGGACUUAUGCCGUUACAUCUCAUCUUGGAUGUUCGCGUUUUGAGUUUGUCAUAGCAGGUCGUCAGGAGAAAAGAUGGAGGUUCAUUGCUCAAUCUGGCAAUGAUUUUGCGAUAAAUACUAGUGUGAAUGAGCGUUCAAAGCUGGGUGGCACUGAUCUCAUGUGGAAAGAUGUGUUGCAAAAAAAUAAGGACUGUGGUGGGUUCCAUGUUCAGCUAGGCCUUGGUGACCAAAUAUAUGGAGAUAGGUUGUGGAAAGAGAUUCCUUUGCUAAAGCAAUGGCUUGCUAUAAGCGGCAAAGAAAAUAGGAAGGGUGCUGCUUGGACUGCGCGGCAUGAAGAAGAUGUCCUUCACGCCUACUUCCACUAUUACACCAGUCAUUUUGACCAACCCUACCUCCGGGAAGCAUUUGCUCAAAUCCCUCACAUGAUUCAAAUAGACGACCAUGACAUCUUUGACGGCUUCGGAUCUUACCCCGAAUCCAUGCAAUUAUCCAACAUUUUCAAAAACAUUGGUCGUAUUGGACUCGAAACAUACCUAUUGUUUCAACACCACACUACACUAAAUACUCUCAGGAAAAACCAAAACGAUUUAGACCUCUUCACUAUUACUGGUUCUAGUUGGCACUUUUUACGAUACCUCGGCCCUGCAGUUGUUGUUGUAGGGCUUGACUGUCGCUCUGAACGUAACCAACGUCAGAUUCUCGCUGGCUCUACGUAUCAAGGUAUUUUCCCCAGAAUCAUGAGCUUGCCACCUAGUGUGCAGCAUUGCAUUUGGAUGAUAUCCAAGCCAAUCAUCUUUCCACGGCUUGAUACAGUAGAAAGCAUAGCACAUACAAUUACAACAGCCAAAAAAGGUGUGACAGGAACUUACAACUUACUUGGGAAGAUGACAAGCUCAGUAGCUGGAGUCGUUGGCGGUAAACAAGCAGUUGCAUCUGGGUUUUCACAAGUCAAGAGGGCUGUUGGCAAGUCUGGACUGAUGGGUGGUGUACUGAAUGCAUUUGGUGAUAUUGAUCUUGCAGAUGAGCUUCGCGAUAUGUGGACUCAUGAAUCAAAAGACUUAGAAAGGACGUACAUGAUUCGGACAUUGCAAGGAAUUUCUCUCCAAAAGGGGAUUCGAAUGACAUUUGUCUCUGGAGAUGUGGGUUGUAGUGGUGCAGGACUAGUGCAUGAUCCUUCUCAUCCGGGCGACUAUAAGACCAUGUACCAAGUUAUAGCAUCACCGAUAAUUGCUGCGCCUGCUCCGAAUGUCUUGCUCAAGAUGUUACAUAACAAUAAGACCCUUUACGUACCAGUAAAUGGACAAAAGACUUCUAAUGCUGUUUCCGACACGAAAGAGGAUAUGAUGGAAAUUUUUCAAUCUGAUACAAAUGGUGUGGCUCGUGAUAUGAAGAAGUUAAUGGGUCGCCGAAAUUAUGUUACUUUUACAGUAUAUAGUCCCAUGGAUUUUGUCCCUACAAAUCAGAUAGCUACCACACCUCAUGGAUCGCAGAAAAAAGUUAUAGAGAGGUUAUGUUUAGCAAUUGAUUUUGUUGUGCAAGAUGAUGGAAACUAUGUUGCGCCGACAAAAUAUGGACCUGUAAUUAUACCAAAUUUGGAAUAG